UCUUGAAGUUUAGGAGCAAAAAUGUAGAACGAGAAAGAGCGCGGGCAGAGUCCAGGGCUCCGUGAGCCGGGACCCCGGCGGGAAGCACGGAGCCCAGGUGUCCGCCUCUCCGCCCCAGGCAACGCCGGAGCAACUCGGGAGAACCGGACGGGAGAAGCCGUCGAAGGCGUGGGGCAGAGCCGGUGGAGCCGGCCACAGAAAACACUGACGCGAGGGUGACCGGCGCAGCUAGCAUACACAGCUCGUCUCGCGUCUCCACACACCUACCUCUUCCGGGUUUGUCACUGAGGCGGGCGGAGCGCGGAUGCGGAAAACGCCGCACAGAGCUCGGGGAGGAGGCUCGAGGCGCAAGCCCUCGGCCUGGACUCUUCCUCGAGUGGCCGCAAGGGGGCGCGCUGGCCGCUCUGGCGACUAAGCGGGGAGGGGGCGGUCGCCUUGGAAACUGAGGACGUGCGGGAAGGCUGAGAGCUGGCACCUCCAAGACCUGACUGCAGUGGAUCUUCUUUAUAUUCACUACUCCUCUUUGAAGAUAUAUUUCUUAAUAGCUAACUGGAACAAUGGAAAGCAUGGGGAAAGCAAAUAAAAAGGAUAUACAAAAUGGACCAUCAAAAGAAUUCAAACUACCUGCCAGUGAAGCACUUCUAGACUAUCACCGUCAAAUAAAGGAAAACACAGUGGAGAGAUUCAUGUUUCAAAUUAAGAAGCUUAGGGAAAAGAACCAAAAGUAUCAAGAAAGAAAUAGACGCUUAAAGGAGGAACAGAAUUGGCACAUAAAGAAUCUACUAAAGGAACUGAAUGAGAAGAAGUCAGAUGGAUUACCAGUUGUAACAAGAGAGGAUGUUGAAGAGUCAAUGAAGGAAAAAUGGGAGUUUGAAAGAAACCAGGAAAAGAACUUGAGAGAUAUGUGCACACAAAUAAAUAAUGCUGAGAAACUGUUUCUUGAGAAACUCGGUGAAAAGGAAUAUUGGGAAGAGUACAAGAAUGUAGGGAGUGAACAACAUGCUAAACUCAUUACCUCCUUACAAAAUGACAUCAAUAAAGUUAAAGAGAAUGCAGAGAAAAUGUCAGAACAGUAUAAAAUCACUCUGGAAGAUGCUAGAAAGAGAAUAAUCAAGGACACUUUGCUGCAACUGGACCAAAAGAAGGAAUGGGCCAUACAGAAUGCUGUCAGUUUCAUUGACAGGGGUAGUUAUCGAGAGAUCUUGGAGAAUGACUGGCUAAAAAGAGAGACUGCAAUUCACAGGACUGAGGUUGAUGAAUUAGAAAAUACUAUUCAUGAACUGGAAGAAGAAAAUUUGGUGCUUAUUGAUCAGCUAUUCAAUUGCAGACUUGUGGAUCUCAAAAUACCCAGGCGACUAUAUCUUAGUCAAGGUGCUGAACAGGAAGUACCACCUGAAGAAAUGCCUUUGGAACUGGCAGAAACAUAUAUAGAAGACAAGUCAAAAUUGCAACCCAUAGGAGAAUGUAGAGACACAUCGAGCUCAUCAGGUGAAAGCAAUUCCAUCCAACUCAGCCUUGAAGACAGUGGCAGAAAUGUCCAGAACCUAAAGAUAGAUGAAGUGGACUGCUCAUGUACAGAGUUUGGGGAUUCUCACGUGAAAUAUUUACUGUAUGAGGAUGAGUGGGAUUUCAAGAACUGUGACAACCUAAACUGGCCGUCAAAGAGAACCAAACAAGAGAUAAGGAAACAGACCACAAGAAGUCCUAAGAUUAUAGGAGGAAAUAUUAAUGGACUGGACCAAAAACAAACACCUUCUAUCUACAGAAAUGUUUCCAAGUUUAAGAGGCAUCCUUUUAAAGUUCCUUUUGAUAGAUGUGAAUCAUGAAAAUUUAUGUCAACUGUUACUCUAAUGAAACAAGAUAAAAAUUAAAAAUUUAUCUACAAUGCACACUGCUUUGCUACUUAUUGGAAAUGUGGCACUUACGUUUGGUUAAAAAAUAUCCAAUCUGUGUUCCACAUAUGGGCUUGAGGCUACCUAUAUUACCUAAAUUAUAUAUUGAGCUUUCACUAAAAAUGCCUGAUUUCUACGAUUUUAAAAAGAUGCUGUCAAAUAAGAGUCAUAAUUAAGGUUUCAAAAUAAUGAAUUAUGAAUUAUUUACAAUCA
Heterocephalus glaber (naked mole-rat) is the source of this 2105-nucleotide messenger RNA. It is a transcript of the gene Ccdc83, whose product is annotated as coiled-coil domain containing 83. The record is from RefSeq and is a predicted model, not a curated record. Lineage: Eukaryota; Metazoa; Chordata; Mammalia; Rodentia; Bathyergidae.